UAGGUUUGGCCCAUGGUUGGUUGGGGAAGAGAGUCAGCCAGGCGUGGCUGAGGGAGUAGCCUCUUAAAGGACCCAAGGAUUGGGUGAGAAAAGGUGGUACAGCUGUCUGGGAUCUGCCCCCAAGGUGAAGUAAAGGAACUGAGAACACGUCUUGCUGCAGUUCUCCUUUAGGCAGAGCAGGGACUUUUUCAAAGGAGCUGGAUUUCCAUUGUGGGUUAUACUUUCUUGGCAUCCGCUGUUUGGAGACCACUGGCCAGAGCCAUCAAAUUGAGAAUUACUGCAAUUGAGCAUCAUUAGCACUACCUUUUCCUCAAGGAUGGCAGACAAGAGAAGGAGGGUGACCAGGGAAUAGACGAGCUGAACUCCAGAAGGGAAUCUCCCAUUGGAUACAAGGAAAAACCGUUCCCAAUCCCCAUAUUGUGAGUUUUCCAGCUCAGGUCAUUUGAUUCCCAAGGCUGUGCUCAAGAGAACCUCUCUGUGAAGAAGGCUGCCUCACAAUGGCUCGGAAGAUGAGCAUGAAUGAGCUGGAGGACCAGCUGCUGUGUCCCAUCUGCUUGGAAAUCUUCAAGGAGCCGCUGAUGCUUCAGUGCGGGCACUCCUAUUGCAAGUCUUGUGUGGUGUCCCUUUCUGGAGACCUGGAGAAGCAGUUCCUGUGCCCUGUGUGCCGGAAAGCUGUGGAUUGCAGCAGUUCUCCACCCAAUGUGAACUUGGCCCGCAUCAUCGAGGCCCUGCACACCGUGAGCAACUCAGAUCCCAAUGAGGAAUCCUGCCCAGACCAUCAUAAUCCCCUCAGUCUCUUCUGUGAGCGAGACCGGGAGGUGAUCUGUGGGCUGUGUGGAACCAUUGGCACCCACCAGCACCACAAAGUCAUGCCCAUCUCCACUGUUUAUAGCCGGAUGAAGGAGGAGCUCUCUGUGUUGAUAACUGAAGUGCAGCAGCAAAAAAGGAGCCUUGAUGAACAUGUCAGCAAGUUGAUGAACAACAAAACUCGCAUUGCGAAUGAGUCAGAUGUCUUCAAACGUGUGAUCUGGAAGCAGUUCCAGGAGCUGCACAAGUACAUUGAGGAAGAGAAGGCCAGCUUCUUGGAGCAGAUUGAGAGAAAGGCAGCCCACCUCAUUGCCUCCAUUGAGGUCCAGGUGAAGCAGAUGGAAGACCACCUGCAGAAGCUGAAGGAGCUGGAGAGAUCCUUGGAGAAACUCAACAAUGAAAGCCAUCUGGAUUUCAUCAGGAAAUACGGAUCUCUACCCUCAAGGUCCGAGCUCCCUCGCCAGCACCCAGCCGACGUCACGUUCAACGCAGUCGCUUUUAAUCCUGGUUUCCACCAAGAUGACAUCAAGAUGACUGUGUGGAAGCACCUGCUACGCAAAGUUCUACCAGCACCAGAAAUGCUGAAACUUGACCCGAUUACCGCUCACCCCAUGCUGGAGCUGUCCAAGGGGAACACGGUGGUGCAAUGUGGCAAUCUGCUCUACCAGCGGCGAGACAGCACCUCCGACCGCUUCGACUACAGCAACUGCAUCCUGGUCAACAAAGGGUUUUCGUGGGGAAAGCACUACUGGGAGAUCAUCGUGGGCACCAAGAGCCACUGGCGCCUGGGCAUCGUCAAGGGCUCAGUCAGCCGCAAAGGCAAGCUGAACAAAAGCCCGGAGCAUGGAGUGUGGCUCAUUGGCUUGAAGGAAGGCAAAGUCUACGAGGCCUUCAGCAGCCCCCGAGUGGUGUUACCACUUACAGGUCGCCCCCAGCGCAUCGGGGUGUACCUGCACUAUGAGAAGGGCGAGCUGACCUUCUAUAAUGCCGACAGCCCUGAUGAGCUAGUGGCCCUCUACACUUUCCAUGCGGAGUUCCAGGGCAAGCUGUACCCUAUCCUGGACUUAUGCUGGCAUGAUCGAGGAACCAACACUGUGCCCAUUAUAUUACCUACUCCUGCCGUGCCACAGGAUUCGUGGGCCCAAGACAGUGGCUUUGAAUCCCAAGAGCCCACUAAGCUAUAGAGCUCAUAGCUGGGACAUUUUUACCUGUUGCCGAGACAGGCAUGCCCCAAGUGUGGGGCAGCUUUGUGUUGCUAUUGGUGCGACACCCAUCUCUGGCUUCUUGUUGCAUAGCUAGCUCAAUUUAACAGCUUCUCGCUGAGAUGGAACAUUUGUUAUGCACUGAGGAGGGGUGGAUGAUAAUUCACAAACACAGCUUGAGUUAAAGACGCCUGUUAGAGAAUGCAUGGCUGCCUUUGCUUUUAGCAAUGAAAGUAGCAGGGUUUUGUCAUUUAGGAAGCUAAAUCAAGCUUUACUAGAGCAAGCAUCAGGGCUGGGAAGAUUUAAUUUCAUAUAAAGGUUUCAUAUGCGCUGCCACGACACUUUUGUGCAUUGGACUACCUUGUUAUUUGUAUAGCUCUGUAUGCUUUUGUUGAUAUUUUAUACCUGUUUUGAACACUGGAAAUACCCUUACACGAAGUCAGACUGUUAGUCCACUACCCUUAGGGUCAACUUCACACAACCUUCAGACUUGGACUUUUACCUUUUGAUUUCCAAAGGCUUUUGGGAAAUUGGCGGCUGAAUAGGGCUGUUUCUGUCUUUAUACUUUGGUAAUUGUAUCGUUUUGGUUGUUAAUUUCAUGCUUCUCAAUGUUGUAUCUUAAAAUAGUUUGUAUUGUAAGCGGCCUUGAAGACCCUGGAAGGGAGUCUAAGGAUGUGAAAUAAAGUUUAGCAUUUCAGAGAAA
Messenger RNA from Heteronotia binoei (common prickly gecko), 2712 nucleotides. It is a transcript of the gene TRIM50, whose product is annotated as tripartite motif containing 50. The transcript is spliced from 7 exons. Gene Ontology annotation, molecular function: protein binding; zinc ion binding. The record is from RefSeq and is a predicted model, not a curated record. NCBI's taxonomy places the organism in Eukaryota, Metazoa, Chordata, Lepidosauria, Squamata, Gekkonidae. The coding region runs from base 498 to 1991 and encodes 497 amino acids.